Molecule: messenger RNA, 585 nt
Organism: Nylanderia fulva
Lineage: Eukaryota; Metazoa; Arthropoda; Insecta; Hymenoptera; Formicidae
Source: RefSeq, a predicted model, not a curated record
AUGCCUCCGUGGCCCUUGGUCGCAUCUUGUCGAAAAAGGGUCUAUCAUCGCGUUUCGGAGAUGAGAGAUGACAUGGAUUGGCAACUACAUUACGUUGCAGAAAUUAAACAAGAAGAAGAAGUGUUAAUGAUGCGGCAAUGGGAAAUAGCGGCUGGACGUCAUGGAGCGCUGGGAGAACUAACCAGGAUGGCCUUGAGACCGGUUCUAGAUCAAUGGUGCAAGAGGAAGUUUGGAUACGUGAAUUUUCAUCUCACGCAGAUAUUGUCGGGACAUGGCUGUUUUGGCCAUUAUCUUUAUAGGAUGCAGAAACGAUGGUCACCGAUGUGUCAGCAGUGUGUCAGACCUGAUAAUACGAGUAAGCAUACAUUGAUCUUCUGUAGUGAGUGGAUUAUAGGACGUCAAAGACUGGUGAGUGCUUUAGACAUUGACAGUGACUCAUUAAGCUUAAUGAACAUUAUUAAAGAAAUAGUUGUGUCAGAGGACAAGUGGACUGCCUUUAGUGUUUUUGCUCACACUAUUAUGAGUGGUAAGGAGGAGGAAGAGAGGAGUUUGCGGGCUGCUCUCCUCUCACCCACCUCUGAUUAG